GAUGUAAUCAAAUUUACCAAUCGAAUCAGUACUCGAUGCUUUAGAUAAUGGAGAAAAACUCAAAUGCAUCCAUGGAUUGGUUGUAACAUUAGAAAAUAUGAAAUCAAAUUAGGUUCAUAAUACUUAUUUGAUUAAGAAGAUUAAGGAAGUAAGUAAUAUCAAUAAAUUUAGCUUCGACUUGUUUCUUAAAUAAUUAAUGAUUUGUUAUGUAGUGAAGAAGUAAUUCAUAGUCCAAAGAGGUAAUAGAGUAAGAUCAAAAAAAGUCGAAUCAUCUUUGAUAAAUAACUUGAUAUUCAGCUUUUAAAGAGCUCCAUAGUUAAGAUAGAAUUAUCAAUAAGAGAGGGAUUCAAAUUACAUUAGGAAUUGCAUUCAAAAUUUCAAUUGAUAUAGAAUUAAAAUUUAGAAGACUAAGAUGAUGAUCAAUUUAAUCAUCUUGAUAUUAUGAGACUAGUACAAAUCUAUUAAAGUGAAAUGGAAUAUGUGAAUGAAUAUUUUAAUAGAAUUGAAAAAAAUCCCAAUAAUUCAAAUAGUCAGUCCUUGGAUAUUUUAAAUCAAUCAUAUUAAGAAAUGCUUCUAGAUUAGAAUAUCUUCAUCAUUACACAAUAUGUAAUAGUAAUCAAAUAAAUAUAGUAUUAAAAUUUGAAUCAGAUGAUUGAAGCGCUUGAAAAUUUGAAAUAAAAACUCGUUUAAUAUGAUGAAUUCGAAUCACAAUCAACUAAUUUUGAAAAUUCAAGGAAUUCAUCAACAAAUGAAAGUAAAUCACAUUAUAAUUAUUUAUAGAACAUUUUCCUAGAAGCAAAUCAUAAACUUAUGAAUUAUGUGAAUAAUAGAGGAAUAAUGUAUUGAAAGAAAUAACAAAUGAAAUCAAUUAGAAAUCUUCUGAAACAUGUAUAAAUUGUAGUAUAUUUUGAA
Messenger RNA from Paramecium pentaurelia, 912 nucleotides. The record is from the annotation of a GenBank genome assembly. Lineage: Eukaryota; Ciliophora; Oligohymenophorea; Peniculida; Parameciidae.